AUGUCCGGGCAUAUAGGACGACGGCUGUUCUCGACGCUGCGCACCAGCUUCCCGGCCAACUUUAUCCAGUCCAGUCGCCAGGGCGUGCUAGGCGGUUUUACAGAGAGCUGCCAUACCACGACCUCCAGCUUCAACCUCUUCCGGAAUGGGUCAAUCCGGAGCUUCUCGCGCUCGAGUCCGAAGAAUGUAAAGAAGAUCAGUCGUCAGUUUGCGUCGGGGGGGUUGCUGGUGCUGGGUACAUCGUCGACGAGGAGUUCAGCUACGGUCGAGACAGGGACGGCGGCAUGUGCAGUAGCUUCGGCAGAGAAGAGUGUGUACCAUCAUAGCAGGAGGUUUACGGGCGGGCUAGGGCUCCAGAGUGCUGCUAGCUGGGGAUGGAGGAGAUACCUUCACACGUCCAAGUCGAAGGGAGAGGGAGGCAACAAGGACAAUACUACGGUGGAAGGCGGGAGACAGCAACCUGGUCCAUCUACCCCGAAGCAAGAUGCAGUGAAGCCAGAGUCCGGGUCAGAGCCGCUGACGGCUUCACCAAAGACGGACGGCGGAUCCCACGGGCACAGUCGAUACCAUCUGAUGGAUCGGCUACCGCAUAUGCAUCGGCCUACGAAGGAGGAGCUUCUAGCUGCCGCCACAGGGUUCUGGUCACGAUUGAAAGUCCGGUUCAAGUGGUUCUCUAUCAGAAGUGCACGACCGUUCAACGUUGACGAGAUUAGCACAUUCUUCUCCUGGGUUCUGCUCGGACAUGUGCUGUGGAUUAUACUUGGAACCACCACAUUCUUUUCACUCUUAAUCCUCACUAUCAAUACCGUUUUUGCGCAAGAAACUCUGGCGAGAUGGAUUGGUAACUACCUGACACGAUCUUCGGGGGUGAAGGUCGUUUUCGAAUCAGCAAUUGUACCCAAAUGGGGUGCAGGCGUGAUAACGUUCAAAAACGUCUUUGUCUCCCGCCGACCCGGACAAGGAAAGGGAAAUGUGAGCAAAGGGUCAUCCAAAACAGCUGCCGCAGCUGCAUUCCAGGGAAUGGACCAGCCUCGCCAUCAGAACGAGGAGGAGACCGAAGACGGCAACUAUACGCAAUUCGACGUCUCCAUAGAUACCGUCAACGUGACACUCUCCUUUACCAAAUGGUUCAAUAGCCACGGCCUGCUGAAAGACGUCCACGUCAAGGGAAUCCGGGGUAUCGUCGACAGAACGCAUGUCAAAUGGUCCGAGUCCGAUGCCCAGAUCGAUCCGAAAUCGUACCGCGUGGAGCAUAAUCCGGGCGACUUUGAGCUGGACUCGUUCAAGAUGGAGGAUCUCCUAGUAACCAUCCACCAGCCUAACAACUUCCGACCAUUCACCGUCAGCAUCUUCUCAUGCGAUCUACCACAGCUACGAAGACAAUGGCUCAUCUACGACUUCCUAUCCGCCAACAUGAUGUCUGGCUCCUACGAUAACUCACUCUUCACCAUCCACCCUCGCCAGACACACAGAUACACCGGCGCCCAGCUCCAGGACGGCUUAGAAGAAGACGGCACCCCCAGCCCCUGGAAGAAACACAACCGCAUCCGCAUUGAUGCACUGAACAUCGACCAUCUCAACACCGGCGUCCAGGGCCCGUUCUCGUGGAUCCACGAAGGUACCGUCGACAUCGUCGCUGACCUUAUGCUGCCCGCCGAAACCGACGAGAGCCUGGCAAAAGUCAUGUCCGACUUUUACGACAGGAUGGAAGCGACGGUGACGGCCAACAGGUACCAGCAAAGCGACGCCAUUGUCCCUGCUCAAAGCGAAGACGAUAAGCGAUUCGUGGUCACCGAUCUACGUAUACACCUGAAUAACGUUCGCGCCGUGGUGCCUAUCUUCAACCGGGACCUAUCGUACAUCAACAAUGCCCUUAUCAGGCCUAUUGUGGCGUACAUCAACAGUCGACGAACGUUUAUACCUAUCCAGUGCCGGCUUGUCAAGCGAGCUAGUGACUUUGACGGUAGCUGGACGAUCUUCGACAGCGGACUAAUGGAUGAUCUAUCCGCUGAGACGUACGACGCGUUUGCGCGGGACGUUGUCGACGAGCAGGCUCGAACACGGCGUUUCAAGAAGGUCGGCCUGUGGUCUCUGCAGCUUGCGGCGCAGGCCAUCUUCAUGGGCAUGGCCGCAUCUGUCACCCAGGCCGUCGCCACCUUCUCGCCUAGAUAUGUUAAUGUCGACCUGAAUACGAGCGUGGAAGCGUGGAAGCCCGCAGCCGCAGCUCCCAUGGCAAGAUCGGCCUCGUAUCCAGCUCUACCCCAGGACGACUCUGAUGGCGCCGUCUUUGAGCCCCUGAGCAGUUCGCCGUCCCUCUUUUCUCUGGCGCCUCCAGCACACCAGGACACACCGUCUACAGUCAGUGAUAGGAUAGACCGCAUGCGCGCAAUCUCUCAACCAUGUCCCGCUCCCGUGCUCUCUCGCCCGCUGUCCACCCAUGCGCUGCACCCGUCCUAUUCUCACUUCCAUCAGCAGCAGCAGCAGCAGAACCAACAUCAGCAACCCCGUAUGCCCCAGGAUGCCCUGAACAUCCAUACCGAUAGCAGACUAGCCCACUCCCAACGUGCUUUUCCUCAGACGGGGGCCUCGUCACACCCGUCCUCUCCUCCUACUCCCUCCUCUACUGCCGCCAGACUGGACUCUGCAGCCUCCUACUCUCCCUUUCCGCGCCAGGGCCAGACGCCGCCUUUCCCACAGACGCACGACAGAAUCAGCCCGGUCUCCUCGCUCUCCCCGUCACCCUCCGCCCUCUACUUCCACGAGCGCAUGGCGGGCCACCACCAGGGCCAGGGGCAGAAGCAGGCGCUCUCCCUACGUCUGCAGCGGUCCAGGGACCAGCUCGCCAGAGAGAAGGAGAAGGAAACGGACCAAAAGGGGACGGACAAGGACGAUAUGUCACACUCGCACUCGCCCUCGGAUUCCGUUUCUGCAUCUACGUCUACGCCGAAUACGUCGCCUAUAAUGCCUACCAGUAAUACCACCACCACCUCUUCCUUCGGCCAGCAGCCAUCGACGUCGACAUCAACAAUGUCGAAGACGAUAUCAUCAAUGCCAACGGCGAAACCUACCCCGCGCACAUCAUCGAUAGACUCUGCCAUAUCAUCUCUCUCAUCCCUCUCGCAUCCGGCGUCCCACUCGCACAAAUCCUCCGUCGACAGCCCCGCCAUAACGCCGGCAGACAUCAAUAAUCUGAUAUCCGCUGCCAACGGGUCGCCAGAGGCCGUCAUUGCGCACCUCCUGAAAGAGAAACAGCAGGCUGUUUCUCAGAAUUCGCAGCUGUGGAGACUGGUCGAGAAGCAGCGUCGCAUGGUCCUGGCUCUAAACAAAGAUUUAGAACGUACCGUGGAGGAAAAGGAUCGGCUGAAGAAGAAGGUCAAGGAGUUAGAGAAGCAGAAGGAGGAUAGUAAGGCCGCGGCCGGGACAGUCGAUGGACCAAAAGAUGGAGCAAAGGAUGAAACCAAAGAUCUUGAUGGUCAGCCCGAAAAGGACAGAGAAAGCAGUGCCAACACUAUCAAACUGCCACUUCAGACACCCACCUCCGAAUCAACCCCCAAACAGGCGCAAACUCCACCCUCACGCCGUGCUCCGCCUGCGCCACUACAGCUUUCUGGGAGCCAGCGUCUCCGUCCGCAUAUCCAAGUAGACCACUCUAAACAGCAGCCCGCCAGUAACAAUGCAGUCGCAUCUGAUUCCGAAUACGACUCCGGCGUCGAAGACUCUGAGCUCCCCAACUUCGAGCGCGGCCGUCGAAAGACCCGCGAGGAAGACGACAGGCUGCGUGAGGCCAUACUCGCGCAAAAGGAGAAAGAACAGUCCAAAUCCAAAUCCAAGUCAAAGGGACGCAGUCAAUCGAAUAAGAAACCCAAGAACAUCAAUCCUCCUGAAUCCCUACAGAAGGAACAGGCGCAGCACGAUACCAGAAAUGGGCCCGGACCAGGUACUGGCUUUUCAGGUAUUGGUCUGCCAGCCAGUCCUCGUGUCUCUGUUUCGCCGCCCAACUUGGCCAGACAAGCUGGACAGAGUCUCAAUUCCGUGUUGGGUCCUGCGGACGGCGGAAAGGCGUUAAGAGCGAGACUUAUCAAGGCACCGCCUAUGAGUCCCGGAUUACCACAGAGUCCACGGCCAGGUGAUCGGCCGAUUGGGUCACCGAUGCCUCGUCUGCCUAGAGACGGACAUAUGGGCAUCUCGACUCCCCUGCGCAAUGCCUUCCCUGCACCACUCCAGUCUCAGUCCCAACAACAUACCAGCUAUCCCGCCCAACACCCAGUACAGCAUGAGAAGAAGGCAUCCACAACCUCCACGUCCACCUCUGCGUCAACAUCCACUACCAUCCCGACCAUCGAUCCAACAGUGCAGAUUGACAGCUCCACUCCCACCGCAGCUACCACCCCAAAGCCCAUCUACCGCGGCCUCGUAUCAGACGACUACCCCGACCUUCUCCUCCCGCCUAACUCACUCCCUUCCAUCCUCGUACAGGUGGCUUCCUCUCGUCUCCGUCCAUCAAGGCAAAGUUACAUGAACACGCAGUCACAAUCCUCUAACGAACGUGGCAGUCCCGACGAAGACCCCGUCUUCACACUGAGUGUCUUCGCUCGCUCCUCGCGUGCAGAACUCUGGCGUGUUGAAAAACCCAUCAUUGCUCUGCCACAGCUUGACCAACAGGUUAAGACCCUCUGUAGGUUUGCUGGUCGGAUACCAGAACGCUCGGUGUUUAGUGGCCAUUCCCCCGCAAAGGUUGACGCCAGACGUGCAGCGCUGAACAGCUACUUUGAGAUGUUACUCGAUACCCCCAUGGACGAUGAGGCGGCGUUGGUAAUAUGCCGAUUCCUCACGACGGAUGCGAUUGAACCACGGGAUGAUGAGAUGAGUCUUGUAUCCGGAAAUGGACAUGCCAGUACCUCUUCUGUCGGUACAGGUGAUGUGAAGGCAUCCAUCCAGGUGGGACCAGAUGGCAAGCCAAAGAUGGAAGGAUACCUUACCAAGCGAGGCAAAAACUUCGGAGGCUGGAAAUCACGCUACUUCGUCCUUCAAGGGCCGGAACUGAAAUAUUUUGAGUUCCCUGGCGGUCCGCACCUGGGUACUAUUCGCAUCCAGCAUGCACAAAUAGGCAAGCAAUCCUCUACCCAGGGCAAGAAUGGCUCAUCAUCCUCGCAGGCCGAGGACCAAGAUGAUAACCAGUACCGUCAUGCGUUUUUGAUAUUGGAGCCGAAGAAGAAGGAUUCCACCUCCCUGGUCCGUCAUGUUCUGUGUGCUGAGAGUGACGAAGAAAGAGAUGUAUGGGUUGAAUCGCUUCUUAGCCAUGUCGAGCGCGUUGAGGGAGAGGACGAUGAUAAAGAUAAAGAAAGGCAGAUGGACAAAGACGGUAAAGAUGAAACAUCGAAUAAGCCCCGCAUACCCCUAAGUACCACCAGCGCAAACGCAAGCUCGUCUAAAAAGGGAACAAGCAAAGACUCCUCCGACGGUCUUGACGCCGACGGUCUUCGCGCAGUCAGCUACGAUGAUGUCGUGGCUGCCGAAGCCCCCAUCCGAGGAGGCGCGCCACCAGGCUACGAGUCUACCGACUCCCUUGCCGCAGCACAAGCGCACUUCGACCAAGCCAUGCCCUUAACCCCUUCAUUUAAACCUAUCUCGGGUCCUACCAACGGCGUUAAGAUCCAAGAUCCGUCCGCAUGGGGUAAUAAGCCCACCACGACGACGUCAGUCAAGGAGAAAAAGCGAAGCAUAUGGGGAUUCUCGCGCCAGGCUGCACCCAGUGAUUCGGGCAAUGCGACUGGACGCCAGGACUCAAUUAGCGGAGCAGCUGGUUCUAUGGCCGGUGGUGUAAACGGUAGCGCAUCUUCUCUCGAAGGCAAGGAACCUGUCCGUGCCGUCUUUGGUCUGCCUCUUGCUGAGGCGGUGGAGUUCUGUGCAUGUCCUGAACCAGGAGCUGAUACAACUUUACCUGCUGUCGUUUACCGAUGUCUUCAAUAUCUGCGUGCUCGCAAGGCCGAGUCUGAGGAAGGUAUAUUCCGUCUCAGCGGCUCGAAUGUGGUUAUCAAGGGGCUCAAGGAGCGGUUUAAUACCGAGGGUGAUUUGGACUUCCUAGAAGGGGAUAUAUAUUAUGAUGUCCAUGCUGUUGCAUCUUUGUUCAAGCAGUACCUUCGAGAACUGCCGACUACGGUGUUGACCAAGGAGUUACAUCUAGACUUUAUUAGGGUCUUAGAUCUCGAUGACAAGCAAAAGAAGAUUGCAGCCUUCCACACCCUUGUCCACCAUCUACCCAAGCCAAACAUAGCUCUCCUUAAAGCCCUAUCAGGAUUCCUCAUCAACGUCGUCAACAACUCCGACGUCAACAAAAUGACAGUCCGAAACGUCGGCAUCGUCUUUGCCCCAACCCUCAACAUCCCUGCUCCCGUCUUCUCCCUGUUCCUUUCAGACUUCGACCCGAUAUUCGGUGACACCCCACCACCAUACGCUCAGGCUCCCGCCUCAUCCCCUGGUUCUCCACCAGGAACAGCUCCAGGCUCAGGAUCUGGACCAGGAAGCCCCGGCUCCGUCGAAAUUACCGUCGACUCACCCGGCUUAAGCGCAGACGACAUACGCUCCCCACGACAUCAAAUGUUCUCCGAUCUACCAUGUACACCUGCCUAUGACCAGAGUUCGUUCCACAGCCAGUCCAACGACGCAAACGCAAAUGCCUACCGACACGCUAAAGAAAACUACGAUAUCAACACCGGCUUCGUGCCUAUGCAUUCUCAUCAGCAUCCACACCAACACCAACAACACUCAUAUGACCCUUCCACGUCACCAAUGAACGUGAACAUCAACCUAGCCCACCAGGGACAGCGAGAUGGACAGUUCACGGGACUAGACGGAAUGUUGGCGCCGUCGGGCAGCUCAUCGCAAACGACCAAGUCGAAACGCCGCGAGAGUUCGUUGUUGUUCAUGACUCUUGGGAGCCGGAAAAGUUCGAUGCCAAAGAUUCGCGACGAGGAGUAA
Arthroderma uncinatum is the source of this 6978-nucleotide messenger RNA. RefSeq lists its product as uncharacterized. Gene Ontology annotation, biological process: signal transduction; mitochondrion inheritance. The coding region runs from base 1 to 6978 and encodes 2325 amino acids. The transcript has 7 exons. The record is from RefSeq and is a predicted model, not a curated record. Lineage: Eukaryota; Fungi; Ascomycota; Eurotiomycetes; Onygenales; Arthrodermataceae. Gene Ontology annotation, cellular component: mitochondrial inner membrane.